AACAGUUAUUCGAAAUUCCAUCUAACAAUCCAUAACGGCUUGCCUUAGGGUACUUCUCAAAGCCUCCCAGUGUUUACUUGCUCAGUCCACUUUCAUCGGCCGCCGGCGGCCAUCUCCGACGUCGUUUUCUUCUUCGUACUUUAAUCUCCGUCGCUGUAUUUUCUCUUCUAAAUCCGAUACUAUGGCUGACUCGUCGGGUAAAUCACAAGAGACUGUGAAAAAUUGUAAAACGGAGGCGGCGGCGGCAGCAUCAGACGGAAAGGAAUUAACCCCAGAAGAGCUCGAAAAGAAAAAGAAAAAAGAAGAAAAGGCUAGAGAGAAAGAGUUGAAAAAACUCAAGGCCGCCCAAAAAGCGGAAGCAGCAAAAAAGGCACAGGGCGCCUCCAAUGUGUCAAAGGCUGCUAAGAAGAAGAGCUCAAAAAGGGAAGGUGAAGAGGAAAACCCUGAGGAUUAUGUUGAUCCAGAAACACCUCUGGGGGAGAAGAAGAGGCUCUCCCGUCAAAUGGCAAAGACUUUUAAUCCCAGUGCUGUAGAGAAAUCGUGGUAUUCUUGGUGGGAGAAGUCCAAUUUCUUCGUUGCAGACCCGAACAGCUCUAAACCACCUUUUGUGAUUGUCUUGCCCCCACCAAAUGUGACUGGUGCUCUCCAUAUCGGACAUGCACUCACUGCUGCCAUCGAGGAUACAAUUAUUCGUUGGCGGAGAAUGUCCGGAUACAAUACCUUGUGGGUGCCAGGGAUGGAUCAUGCUGGGAUCGCAACACAGGUUGUUGUGGAGAAGAAGAUUAUGCGGGAGAGGAAUUUGACUAGACAUGAUAUUGGGCGUGAGAACUUUGUAUCUGAAGUCUGGAACUGGAAGAAUGAGUAUGGGGGUACUAUACUGCAGCAAUUACGUCGCUUGGGUGCGUCACUUGAUUGGUCUCGCGAGUGCUUUACCAUGGAUGAGAAAAGGUCUAAAGCUGUUACUGAAGCAUUUGUGAGACUGUCCAAUGAAGGUCUUAUAUACAGGGCUCCACGUAUGGUGCAUUGGGAUUGUGUCUUGCGUACUGCAAUAUCUGAUAUUGAGGUCGAAUAUACAGAUAUCAAAGAGAGGACACUUCUGAGUGUUCCUGGAUAUGAGGAGCCUGUGGAGUUCGGGGUGCUGACAUCAUUUGCUUACCCCUUGGAAGGUGGCCUUGGUGAAAUUGUUGUGGCGACUACCAGAAUUGAAACAAUGCUUGGUGAUACUGCAAUUGCUAUACAUCCUGAAGACAAAAGAUACAGUCACCUUCAUGGGAGAUUUGCUAUUCAUCCAUUCAAUGGACGAAGGCUUCCAAUAGUUUGUGAUGAAAUACUUGUAGAUAUGAAUUUUGGGACUGGUGCUGUUAAGAUAACUCCAGCCCAUGAUCCAAAUGAUUUCGAGGUUGGACAGCGUCACAAGCUUGAAUUCAUAAGCAUUUUUACUGAUGAUGGGAAUAUAAAUAGUAAUGCGGGCCCAUACUUUGAAGGAAUGCCUCGUUUCAAAGCUCGUGUCGCUGUGACUGAAGCUUUAAAGGAAAAGGUAUCUUCAUAACUUCUGUACUGUAUUAGCGGUAAAUGAAAUGGUAGUGGACAACGUGCAUGUAUUGAUACAUAGAAAUUUGUUCUAAUUUAUGAUCAUUUAUGAGGUCUUGCAUUUAAGAGAUC
Messenger RNA from Nicotiana tabacum (common tobacco), 1662 nucleotides. The record is from RefSeq and is a predicted model, not a curated record. Lineage: Eukaryota; Viridiplantae; Streptophyta; Magnoliopsida; Solanales; Solanaceae.